Molecule: messenger RNA, 1845 nt
Organism: Cydia pomonella (codling moth)
Lineage: Eukaryota; Metazoa; Arthropoda; Insecta; Lepidoptera; Tortricidae
Exons: 3
Coding region: 965-1675 (236 amino acids)
Source: RefSeq, a predicted model, not a curated record
CAGCACCGGCUGUCAUAAACAUGGAACAACCUAAAGCAGUACCACGGCGAAAACGGAGGUAGGUACAGUCAAGUAUCGAUACGGACAGAGUGACAAAAAUAUGUACACACUACCUUAACCCUUUGACCGCCACCGUCGGCUAUGGCCGACAUCUGAAUGACUUGCCAAGGACGCCAACGACGGCUACAGCCGACAGUUUUGCCAAUGCAAUAGGGACUAACGCGGGACUCUGUAAAGUUCAAUUUCGCUUAAAUAAUCGUGAUAGCCAGCGUCCGGGGCACGGCAUGUUCCUUUGUCGUCUGGCGUUCAAAAGGUUAAUAUCAACGAGAAUUUGAAAUAAAGGUGGAGGCCAUCUAAUAGAUCAAAGGCCAAAGGUAAUAGCAACAUCGUUUCGCGUGAUGGCGCCAUAACUUUCAGGUUGUGCCCGGUAAGAUGGCGUCACUUUUUGAUAUUUAACAAAUUUAACACAUCAGUAAAAGAAUGAGGAUCAAAGUCAAAUGGCGUUCUAAGUUUUAAUUAUGUGUCGAAAGAUGGCAGUAAAUUUACGUUGCUACAAAGUUUUCUUUGACGAUGUUUCAAAUUCUCUUUAAUUAAUAUAUAGGCAAUAAGGUCGUGUAUACAUAUUUUUGGCACUUUGUCCGUAUCGAUAUUUAAUACCUUGACUGUACAAAGACGUUUGUAUCUGACCUAAAAAUGCUCAUUAGUCAUUUUCUAUUUCCGACAAGAAUUUUGGAGUGUGUGUGUGUAGUGUUCCUUAUAAGUGACAGUGUGAAUUCGUAAAUUUAAAUGUAUUACAUCUAAUAAAUAAGACCUUGGAGAAUUUUCCCAACAUACACAAAAAGUUAUUCCCGUCAUAAUAAACUAACACACACAAGGUUACUUUUAUCGCCACAGGUUACGACCUCAUAACCGUCGCUUGCUAUAGCUGUGUAUUUAUCUGUAGUAUAAACGAUAUUGCUCUCAAAUGUGGGUCUACAGCAUAUUGCUAAUUGCGUUGUCUUUGCACGUUACAUGUCAAGAAAGUCAGGAUCCUAUUUUGUAUUAUUAUGGUAUAGACGAGAGCGAGCGCAGCCUGCCCCUGUGCGGCGCGGGCGCGGCGUGCGCGGCCGUGCUGCGGCGCUACUGGCGGCCGGCCGCGCUGCUGCGCCUGUGCCGCUGUGCGCGCCGCGCGCGCUGCGACGCGCUGCUGCCGCCCGCCCGGCGGCUCCCCCUCAACAACCGGGCGCACUUCCAGUUUUGUAAACCUAUCACCGACUGGCCGGAUUGUUCCAUCGACGACGUUCCGCUGACCGUCCAAUCUCCGUACGCCCGCAUCGACCCCGAAGAAAUAGAAAACUUACAUCACAAAAACAUACAGCUUGCGCCUCCAAAAAUCACAUUUAAAUGUCGCUGUCGGCACCCUACAUAUUGGAAGUUGAUUUCUACCGUAGAAAACGAAGAUAUUAGUCAAUAUCGAUGUGCUGCCCUGCCUUCUUGUAAGACGGGAGAGUUGUGCGGUCAUGUUACAGGGGACUUGUUUGCGUUAUAUCAGUCGUGCACGUGUCCUAAGCAUCAUAUUUGUGUGCAAGGGGGAGGGCUGCCGGAGAUCAGUAUGUCUGAACUUCUCUACCGGGGGAAAGGAUGGCGGGCUCAUUGUGAACGCAUCAGCGACGAUUAUAGUUACGAAGAUUAUUAGCCCCUGAAGCAGCAAUAUACGACAAAACUUAUAUGUUAACUCAUUUUUGUAUUGAUAAUAUUAUUAUUCAAGUUAGCAAUUUAACAUGUUUGGUGUCCUGUGAUAAUGUAUAGAAUUAUUAACAUCAUGUGUUAAAAGGCUUAUUUGAGAUAACAACAUGGAGAUGGAUG